This is a messenger RNA of Penicillium salamii, 999 nucleotides long. Lineage: Eukaryota; Fungi; Ascomycota; Eurotiomycetes; Eurotiales; Aspergillaceae. The record is from the annotation of a GenBank genome assembly.
AUGGAGAGAUAUUCCCAAUUCCGAGAUCGAGGGUCCGGUAUUGCGCCCUUCCUCCCGAUUCCAGGUGAUCCACUGGGUCUUCAAGCGCCUUUGCGCGUAUUUUUGUUCUGCUUUCGCCUUCCACUCUUCAUCUUCGUUACUCUUAGCUAUUUUCUGAUACUACAAUGGCUUCCGAUUGGCUCGCUGGGUAAGAAAGCUGCUUUGUGGUGCAUUCUUGGAGUUCCCAGCGUCUGGUGGGUUGACUUGCAAGUGGAUGGGGUGCGGAAAGGCUCCUUGAAGCAGCAGCAAGCUCGAUUGCCGCAGCCCGGCUCUGUCAUCGCCUCCUCCUUCACAUCGCCCAUCGACGCGAUAUAUUUGGCAGCUAUCUUCGACCCGAUCUUCACAGCAUCCUACCCCAACACCCGUCAGGUCGAGCGCAUUUCCCUGCUCCAGGCUGUCUUGCGAGCUUUCGCCACCCCUUUGACCGAACCGAGUCCCAGUGCGCGGAUGGUGGAUGUAUCGACGCUUGUUGAGAAGCACCCCAACCGGCCCAUUGUUCUGUUCCCAGAGUGCACCACAACGAAUGGCCGUGGGAUCCUAGCCCUCGGGAAAUCUCUCCUGAGUGUUUCCGCCCAGACCAAGAUCUUUCCCAUCAGCCUACGCUACACACCUAUGGAUAUUGUCACUCCCCUUCCUGGGAGCUACCUGAGCCUGUUGUGGACGCUACUCAGCAAGCCCACACACUGUAUCAAAGUGCGCAUCGCCGAGAGUGUUACGGCGAGUCAAACCGCACUCGAUAUGCCACCUGCACGCUCAACCCGCAAGUCGACUUACAGCACUAACUACUUGGACGGCAUGGACCAAAACGAUACAGAGGAGAGCUCGGCCAACGAACAGGCCUUGCUUGGAAAUGUGGCGGACUCUCUUGCCCGCCUAGGCCGCGUGAAGCGCGUCGGGCUGAGUGUCACAGAAAAGAAGGAAUUCGUUCGAGCCUGGAAGCAAAGUCGUUCGACGUGGUGA